This is a messenger RNA of Phytophthora sojae, 795 nucleotides long. RefSeq lists its product as hypothetical. Bases 1 to 795 code for a protein of 264 amino acids. The record is from RefSeq and is a predicted model, not a curated record. Lineage: Eukaryota; Oomycota; Peronosporomycetes; Peronosporales; Peronosporaceae. The transcript is spliced from 2 exons.
AUGUGGAGCCACGCAGCAACACGCAUCCGCCUCGCUCACGUCUUCACAAGUUGGAUAGCCUUAGUCCAAACCCGGCGUGGUCAGUCCGCGGUUGCAGCCACGAUGCAUCGAAUGCAGCAGUUGCGAUCAAGACAAAAGGUGUUCACCUCGUGGGCUGUCCUCGCCACGGCUGGAAGGUUGGCCUCACACCGAGACACACGCGAGUCACUGCGGUGGAGACGAAGGUGCUGGGCCCACUGGAAGUUGUGGCGUGUUUCCAGCCGAUGGCGGCGUUGUCAGCAGCUUCUACUGCUCCAAAGCGUCUUCUGUCAAGGUUUAAGGCGCCAUGCCAUCCAGCAGCAAGCGUUUCGCGAGGUUUGCCUGCGGACGGCGAGGGGUUUGCUGCAUCGGUCUCUGGCUCGCUGGCGCGUUGAGUGGUGGCUCGUGCGCAGCCAACGGAAGCUGGGCCUGGACAUGAAGCGCAACGCUCUUGCACACUGGAAGACGUUCGUGGCCGCCCGCCGCCAGCAAAGACGCUGGGAGCACUACGUCCAGCAGCUGCAUCGCGUCCAGACCCGGAGCAAAGCUGCGGCGUUUGACAAAACGCGUCGCUCCGGUGGCACCUUCCGCGACACGAGGGCGUUGCAGGCUCAGCUAAAGAGGAACCGCGUCUUGAUGACCCACGUACUGCACGCGUGGUUCCUCGUCGUGCAGAACCGGCGGCGCCCGCUGGAGUUCUGGGCUCAUGGGGUCAUGCAUAGGUGCUUCUAUUCGUGGAGAAAGCAGACUGACGGCAAGCCAGCAGAGUUAGCGUAA